AUGAAGGCCUUUUUGCUGCUGACCCUCCUUGCCUGCGUCAUUCCCAAGGGACGAGGCGAGGUUUUGGGGCGCUGUGAACUGGCUCAGACACUCCAGGAACUGGGCUUAGACGGCUACGCCGGCUACAGCCUGGCCAACUGGGUCUGCAUGGCCUUCCACGAGAGCAGCUACAACACGGACGCCACGCACUACAACGACUACGACGGCAGUACCGACUUCGGCAUCUUCCAGAUCAACAGCCGCUACUGGUGCCAGUACGACUCUCAGCCGAGUUCCAACAUCUGCGGGAUUCAGUGUUCUGAACUGCUGACAAACAACAUCGCCACCGACGUGGCUUGUGCUAAGAUGGUGGUCACCGAUUCUUCAAAUGGAAUGGGAGCCUGGGUGGCGUGGAGGGCAUACUGUCAAGGUCGGGACCUUUCUCAGUAUGUGGCAGGAUGCAACCUGUGA
Molecule: messenger RNA, 450 nt
Organism: Euleptes europaea (tarantolino)
Lineage: Eukaryota; Metazoa; Chordata; Lepidosauria; Squamata; Sphaerodactylidae
Product: lysozyme C, milk isozyme-like
Exons: 4
Coding region: 1-450 (149 amino acids)
Biological process (GO): defense response to Gram-positive bacterium; defense response to Gram-negative bacterium
Molecular function (GO): lysozyme activity
Source: RefSeq, a predicted model, not a curated record